This is a messenger RNA of Lethenteron reissneri (Far Eastern brook lamprey), 2422 nucleotides long. RefSeq lists its product as uncharacterized. The record is from RefSeq and is a predicted model, not a curated record. NCBI's taxonomy places the organism in Eukaryota, Metazoa, Chordata, Hyperoartia, Petromyzontiformes, Petromyzontidae.
AUGGACGAAUGUAACGGCGUCUUCGCACCUUGCUUGGAAGACACGGAAGUGAAGGAGCCAUGCGCGAGGCCGGCCAUCCCACGGAGGUCCGCUCGCCUCGUCAUCGUGCCAGAGCUCACGCCGAGACUCCCACCACGUGGCUCGAGCCGAGCGGCGUCCGUGGCACCGGCGUACCUCGGCCAGGCCCCGAUGCGUGUCCGGGAUGGCAAUGGCUCGUCGGCCGGAAAAGAAUGUGAAAUUGGUCCGACUUGCCGCGGGGUCGCCGUGGGGAUGGCUGACAGGAGACGCCGGCGACGCCGAUGCGAUCGUUGGGUCUCCGCGCUGACACCCCGCCGCGAUCGAUCGGCCUCUUACCGGCGGCGCACGGCUGGGCGAGCGCUCCUCCCUGGGCCGCCCGGCUCACAGCUCGCUGUGCUCCCGGGCCGCGCUCGCCUCGGACGCGCCGCCUCUCCGCAUCAUCUCUCUUUCUUUCUCUCCUCUCUCUCUCUCUCUCGCGCUCUCUCCCUCUCGCGCUCUCUCUCUCGCUCGCUCUCUCUUCCCUCUCCCUCGCUCUCUCCCUCUCGUAUCCCCUCCCGCGUGCUGUCCGCUCCCCCUCGCUCGCUCCCUCUCUCCUCGCUCCCCCCGACUGUCGCCGCUCGCCGCGCCGCUCGGCGCGCCGUCCGCGGGGCUCCUCGCCCCGGAGAGGAGUCGCUCCUCCCUUCGCCGCCGCACGCGCGGGGAAGCCUUCCUCGCCCUGCUCGAAGCGCUAGCGCCGGAUUAAACGCGUCCCCGCGGCCAGCUCGCGGGAGGCGACGUGGUAAGGUGGUGGCUCUGCUGCUGCUGCUGCCGGCGCCAGGCAGGUAUGGGCGAGGGCGGCGCGGCGUCAUCCGGCCCGGAGUAACGCGCCGCGACCCCCACGAGCCACGCGGGCGAGCGCCCCGGAUCACGGCACCACGCGCCGAGGAGGAGAAGACGCGCGCAUACUUCAGAACACACGCGCACACACACACACACAGCUGCACUAUCGCACACACACACGCGCAUACUGCAGAACACACUUACACGCAGACACACACACACAGAUGCACUAUCGCACACACACACGCGCAUACUGCAGAACACACGCGCACACACACACACACAGCUGCACUAUCGCACACACACACGCGCAUACUGCAGAACACACUUACACGCAGACACACACACACAGAUGCACUAUCGCACACACACACGCGCAUACUGCAGAAUACACUUACACGCAGACACACACACAGCUGCACUAUCGCACACACACACGCGCAUACUGCAGAACACACACGCAGACACACACACACAGCUGCACUAUCGCACACACACACGCGCAUACUCCAGAACACACUUACACGCAGACACACACACAGCUACACUAUCGCACACACACACGCGCAUACUACAGAACACACUUACACGCAGACACACACACACAGCUGCACUAUCGCACACACACACGCGCAUACUGCAGAACACACUUACACGCACACACACACACAGCUGCACUAUCGCACACACACACGCGCAUACUGCAAAACACACUUACACGCAGACACACACACAGCUGCAUGAUCGCACACACACACACGCGCAUACUGCAGAACACACUUACACGCAGACACACACACACAGCUGCAUGAUCGCACACACACACGCGCAUACUGCAGAACACACUUACACGCAGACACACAAACACAGCUGCAUGAUCGCACGCACACACGCGCAUACUGCAGAACACACUUACACGCAGACACACACAUACACACACACAUACAUACAGCUGCACUAUCGCACACACACACGCGCAUACUGCAGAACACACUUACACGCAGACACACACACACAGCUGCACUAUCGCACACACACUCGCGCAUACUGCCACAUGCAAACACACCAUGCACUGCUGAACCCAAACAACAAAAAACGAAAACAAAGAUCCCCCGUAUAGCCUUAACAGACGUUUGAGGCAAGUGCUGUUAGCGAGCACCUAUGAAGGCCGGUACGGCACACGAGGGGGGCGGGUGGCCAGCAACCAUGCCCGGCCGUCUUUGUCUCUCUAGUAGCGAUGUUUACACGCCGCACCAGGUACUUAAGUGAGGCUGAGUCGACCUAGAGGAGACCCAAGACCGGGUCAGAUAAUCGUCCCCGGUGUUGGCCGUGAGCGGGGAAUCGAACUCGGGUGGCCGGGUUCGCAAGCGCAACGCGAUAACCGCUACGCUACCGCUCCCCUCCCCGCCACACACACACAGACCUCGACACACUCACACACACAAGUACACCCCCUCACCCUCCCAUCCCCCUACGCUCCACGCGAGUGUCCGGGACCAAUCCCCCGGCACGCGCAGCCAAGGUCGCGGUUGUCGCUCCCCGCGCGUUUGAUGCGACCCUCGGAUUGCGCGACGCGGGGGCGGGC